Nycticebus coucang (slow loris) is the source of this 1644-nucleotide messenger RNA. It is a transcript of the gene GIMAP2, whose product is annotated as GTPase, IMAP family member 2. The coding region runs from base 320 to 1333 and encodes 337 amino acids. NCBI's taxonomy places the organism in Eukaryota, Metazoa, Chordata, Mammalia, Primates, Lorisidae. Gene Ontology annotation, cellular component: endoplasmic reticulum. The record is from RefSeq and is a predicted model, not a curated record. Gene Ontology annotation, molecular function: GTP binding. The transcript has 3 exons.
UGGGGAGGAGGCAAACCUACCACUUCCCUGGCAUUGCUGUCUUUCUUUCUUGUCCAGACAAAAUCAUUCAAACACUCUUUAUUGUCACUUUUGAAAAGAAGAUUGGUCUGUAUGUUGGCAAAUGCGGGUUGAAGGAGAAUUCCAAACACAGGCACAUGGUGGGGCUCUUUUACAGUUGAGAAGCUGGGCAGAGGUUAAAGAGCAGAAGGGGCCAUCUGAAGUCUCUGUGUUCUUUUCUUUUUCUCCUGAAGUAGAGCCGGAAGGUAACAAGUUUAAACCAGGAGCCGUCUUUUUCUUUUCACAAUAAAUCAGGAACACAAUGGAUCCAAAUGAAAGCCAUCACUCUGGACCAUGUACAAAAAGCCAACAUGCCAGUGGAUCAGAGCUGAGAAUCAUUCUCGUGGGCAAAACAGGAACUGGCAAAAGUGCUACAGGAAACAGCAUCCUUGGGAAGCAAGCAUUUGAAUCCAAGCUGGGUGCUCAGACCUUGACUAAGACUUGCAGCAAAGGUCAGGGAAGCUGGGGUGAGAGAGAGAUGGUCAUUAUUGACACACCAGGUGUGUUUUCUGAGAAGGACCAGUGUGAAGAACUGUACCAAGAGGUGCAGAGGUGCUACUCACUCUCUGCACCAGGACCCCAUGUGCUGCUGCUGGUGAUCCAGCUGGGCCGGUACACCACCCAGGACCAGCAGGCUGUCCAGAGAAUGCAGGAGAUCUUUGGAGAGGAUGCCCUGAGACACACAAUCAUCCUCUUUACCCACAAGGAAGACCUUGAUGGUGGCUCCUUGGUGGACUAUAUCCAUGACUUGGACAACAAAGCCCUCAGCAAGCUGGUGGCAGCAGGUGGGGGUCGUGUCUGCGCUUUUAAUAACCGAGCUGAGGGCAGUGAUCGGGAUGACCAAGUGAAGGAGCUGAUGGACUUAAUUGAGGGCUUGAUGAGGGAGAGGAGGGGCGGCCACUUCACCAAUGGACUGUACAGCCUCGUGCAAGAGCCAAACUAUGGAUCUGUCAGGUCGGAGGAAAGAUUAAAGAACUUCAGAGGGAAUCUGGUAAAGCACAUGGAAAUUCAAAGACGUCGCACAACCACAGCCAAAGCAAAUUGCCUACAAAGAGGCCUAAUCAAAACACAACUGUGUGUUUUAUUUUGUAUUCAACUGUGUGUCAAAUUGCUGGUUCUGUUGUUCUGUGUGUUGUGCAGCAUGUGCAAGUUGUUUCACUCCUUACUCUCUGGCAUGUGCCAUUUAUUUUGUAGCUUUUUAUGCAUUAUACUCAAAGAGGUCAUAAUAAUUUUGAGAUGGACCAUUGUUCCACAACGCAAGCCUUCUGGGUUGUAGUUACAGUCAGUGAUUAUUAGUAUUUACUCACUGUCCUUUGGUGGGUGGAUCACAGUGCCUUCCCUGUAGAAUGUGGUGCCUCGUGUCAUAACUAAGAUUCUGUGAAAUGUUUAAAUCUUAACAAUUACACCGCUUAUUAAGGAACCAAAUUAUUUAAAAGCUACUAUUUGAUUCGAAUUACAGUACUAAAAUUUUUUGAAAAUGGUAAAUAUAAAAUUCCUCUCUUUUGCAAAUCUCUAACAAUUUUUAUGCUCCUGAAAACACCUUUUCUUCUUCAUAAUACUAAUAACAUGUAUUAAUAUGAAUAUAAU